This is a messenger RNA of Closterium sp. Naga37s-1, 889 nucleotides long. The record is from the annotation of a GenBank genome assembly. NCBI's taxonomy places the organism in Eukaryota, Viridiplantae, Streptophyta, Zygnematophyceae, Desmidiales, Closteriaceae.
AGGUGAUGCGCAACAUGCAUCCAGUCGCAUGGCGAUGCAUCGCAGCAUUCUAGAGAAGAUAGAUCAAGGCAACUUUGCAGACCUGCUGCAGCAUGACGAGCUUCAACGGGAGAUCCGGGAAGGCCGGUCGUUCUACAAGUUCUGUGAAGCGCCCAUCGCUUUUGCUCCCACGUUCAAAGUCCUAAGGGACGAGCUACAGCAGUACAACCCCAAGCGCCUGCCUGCAUGGUGCGACCGGGUGCUGUGGCGGUCGCUACCCGGCUGCAAUCUCACCUGCACCAGAUACACCUCCGCGCCCACCGUCCUCACCGGCGACCACAAGCCCGUCCUGGCGGAGUUUGGCAUCACCACAUUCGCCCUGCCAGUAACCAUGGACCCCUCAGAGGAGGCCGUUCAGCUGCUGCAGCUGAGCAAGGGGCACAGCGAUAAGGAUGACAUGCGCUGGCACCUGCAUAUCCUGGAACUCAGGGGGCACAACCUCCUCCCAGCAGACGCUAACGGCUUGUCUGACCCCUACAUCCGGUUUGUGGGUCCCAACCUCUUCAAGUCAUUUCAGACCAAGAAGUGCUACAAGACACUCAACCCCGUGUGGGGUGCUGAUGAUGUACCUGCUAUAGUGUUGGAGCACCAGUCACUGCAUUACUAUGAGAAGGACUAUCUACUAGCAGCCGUGUUUGAUUAUGAUAAGACUAACAAAGACGACCCCAUAGGAUACGCUGCAAUCCCAUUGGCUGAUCUUGUCAAGGCCACGUGGGAGCAGUCCUCUCAGCCAGUCAGCUUUCGGGUAGAGGUGACCUAUAAGGGGCUGCCAGCUGGCGAGCUGGAGGGCACUUUCCGUCUUUUCUGGGCUGUGAACAAGCUGAGCGAGGGCAAGUGUGCGCAGAUGUGA